Molecule: messenger RNA, 2072 nt
Organism: Haliotis rubra (blacklip abalone)
Lineage: Eukaryota; Metazoa; Mollusca; Gastropoda; Lepetellida; Haliotidae
Product: calpain-A-like
Exons: 12
Coding region: 126-1796 (556 amino acids)
Biological process (GO): proteolysis
Cellular component (GO): cytoplasm
Molecular function (GO): calcium-dependent cysteine-type endopeptidase activity
Source: RefSeq, a predicted model, not a curated record
ACGACCCGUUGUCGAGUGUAAACAACCGCAUGUGCGAAAUGUGAACCAAACAUUUCGUUCUUGUGGAUAGAUCCGGCCAUUAUUUGGAAAACCUUCUGGUCCAGCGAUGGACAAAUACUUCAACUAUGGGUUGUACAAAUAGUAGAUCCUCAAAUCAACCGGACUUCCAAGAUGUCAAGCCGAGAAGUAACUCACCGAAAGGAGAAAGUUCGCUGGCCAAAGCUCGACAAAAUUCCAACGGAAGAGGGUCGGGAGUUAAACGGAGACACUCACAUCAUACCAAUGGAAACAUUUUGGCAAAGCAACAAGACACGAAUACAAAGAGACAUAUAAAACUUCAGUCCAGCGAGGAAGUCUUGCAGUCACUAUCAGAUGGGGAAUUAUUUGAGGACCCAUACUUCCCAGCAUCCAACUCAUCUCUCUACUGCAGUGAUGGAGACAGGGAUGACGUGCAGUGGAUACGACCAAAGGAUCUGCUGUCAGAUGGUGCGGUACCAGAGAUGAUGGUUGAUGGUGUAACCAAGGAUGACAUACAACAGGGAAUUCUGGGAGACUGCUGGUUCCUGUCGUCGUGUGCAGCAGUGUCACAACAAGAACGCUUCAUGAAGAAGAUAAUGCCGGAGAGGAAUCAGCCACUUGAUGGAGAAGGGUACAAGGGCAUUGUCUGUUUCCAGUUCUGGCGUUAUGGCAAAUGGUUACAAGUAUACAUUGACGAUAGACUGCCGGUGCAAAAUGGAAAGCUUAUAUAUGCUCACUGCACUGAGCAAAGAGAAUUCUGGGUCGCUCUCAUUGAAAAAGCAUAUGCAAAAGUGCAUGGGUCCUAUGAGGCCCUGGAGGGAGGUCAAACAAUGGAUGCCCUGGUGGACCUGACAGGCGGGCUAGCAGAGAGGUACGAGCUUGAGGAGUAUAACCCAAACAUGUUCAGGCAGAUCCUUCGAGCACAUAAGACAGGAGCCUUCAUUGCUUGCUCCAAGAAGGGAGACUGGAAGAGUGGGAACAAUGCAGAUGCUAACGGUCUCGUGUCUGGUCAUGCAUACACAAUCACAGGAAUCAGAAAGAUUGGCCACCAGAUGGGUGAGGAGAAGCUGGUUAGGAUCCGGAACCCGUGGGGUGAUGCUACUGAGUGGAAGGGGUCAUGGAGUGACAAUGAUGUCAACUGGGAGUGGGUAGACGAUGACACCAAGGAUAGUCUGGGACUUGAGUCCCGCGAUGACGGAGAAUUCUGGAUGUCCUUCAAGGACUUUUGUCGCCAUUUCCAAGAAGUGACAAUCUGCCUGACUGGUCCUGACUUUGAUGGGGACGGAGUGUCUGACAGUGCAGGUCACUUUGUAAGACUUGAUGGAGGUUGGGAAGAUGGUGUCAAUGCCGGAGGAUCGCACAAUGACCUCAAGCUAUUUGCUAUCAACCCACAAUAUCUUCUAACUCUCACACACCCAGAUGACUUCAACCAGGACAUGGAUGACGCAGAGAGUGAGGGGAAGUGUAGCAUCGUCAUCGCCCUGAUGCAGGAACACAAGGUCAACGUCUGCAGUGUCAAGGACAAGCGCCUGCAGAUCGGAUUCAUGCUGUACAAGACUGAGGAUGUACAAACCAGACUCCCGGCCAAACACUUCCGCUACCACCCGGACUGCGGCAAGUCAGGCGUGUACAUCAACUACCGGGAGGUCAGCGGCAGAUUUGAGCUUGAACCCGGUCAUUAUGUCAUCAUUCCUUCCACAUUCCUGCCAAACUGCUCCGCCAAGUUCAUGUUGCGAGUGUAUGGCGAGAAACCAUUCCACUUGGAAGGCCCUCUGUGAUAGCAGAAUCUUGCGGGUCAUCCUCUGGUCAACACAACACAAGAUGUGUCUGUCCGUCCGUUCACCACUGUGAUAUCACAAAGAGACUGCUACAGAGAAACGAUACAAGAUGUGAUUCCAACUACAAUACAAGCACUGAUGUGGACAACAUAGUCAUCUGUCAUAAACUAGUAUUUGAUAGUAUUGAUUUGAACGGCAGCAUAAUUUAUAGUUAUGGAUCAUAUCACACCUCAUUUAUCCCUGCCUGCAUUAAUGUCUAUGUCAUCAUCAUCAUCA